Messenger RNA from Oncorhynchus nerka (sockeye salmon), 11087 nucleotides. RefSeq names its product serine/threonine-protein kinase WNK1-like. Gene Ontology annotation, cellular component: cytoplasm; cytosol. Gene Ontology annotation, biological process: negative regulation of sodium ion transport; protein phosphorylation; positive regulation of potassium ion import across plasma membrane. The record is from RefSeq and is a predicted model, not a curated record. Gene Ontology annotation, molecular function: protein serine/threonine kinase activity; ATP binding; potassium channel inhibitor activity. Lineage: Eukaryota; Metazoa; Chordata; Actinopteri; Salmoniformes; Salmonidae.
GUAUAGCUUGGCUAGAGCAGUUAGCAACCAGAUAGAUACACAGUCGGCGCGCCAUCAAACCUUACAUCUGUGGAUGAAGCGAACCAAGGGGAAACAGCUAUAUGCGGGCUAUGUUAGCGACCUGAAACGACAACAUCUGACUGUGGACACGUAGGAAAGAGUCUUUGCCGACAUAUAUUGUGUUGUCAUUUUCUGUCUGCUGUUUUGUGGAUAACAAAAGCGAAUUCGAUUCGAACGGAGUCAUUGGAACAGACGAGUGAACGAGAAUUGAACCGCAGUGGAUGUCUUGCUCUUUCUGUGUUCACAUCGUAAUACAACUGUAGCUGAGUAAUCGCAUGGAGAUGGAGUAAAAUUGAGGUCAUCUGGAAUUGAAUUGCGGCUGAGAGAUGGAGAAUUUGUUUUGUCCGCUCUGAUCUAAUAGGAGGGAGAGAAGAACUGCUGGAUACAUAGGGGAUACAACCCCGAUAUGAACGUGGCUUUCUCGCUCUGCUUGAGGUAGCUGCUAAAGCCAAUGAAAGACAGCGGUCUUGAGAACGCAUACGGUCGCUUUGGAAUGUAGAUAUACGCGUUUAUUCUUGCACAUUUAAAUAAAACGAAUGUGAUCUAAUACUAGUAACUAGGACUAUCGUUGCAUAUUUUUUUGUUGUUGAAUUACUCUUCCAAGUAUCAACCACCGAUCUUCUACGGGAGAAUGGCCAUAACACGAAAGUGAAUCUGCCCCUUGCUUUGGAGGCAGUAGAGUUAAUGGUGUGAGUGAGAUUUCUCCCUCCCCCACCAUCACUACAGCGACACGCCAGAGGCUGUCCACUGUCCAGGCCCAAGCAGUCAGCCUGAGCCUGCUAGUACAGACUAUCUGGCCUCCUCUUCUUGUGGUCCCUUAUGCUCAAUGAAGGCUAUCUCUGGGUCGCUACAGGAUGGAUGGUGUGGAUUUGACGGUCCUUGUGUGUCAUCAUCAGCGCUUGCUCCUCUGUGACUGUUUCCUGUUCUUUUCCAUUUAUAAAAGAACGCCCCCUCUUCUGGGCCCAACCACCCCUGAGCGCUGUAAAAGUUAUAGUAACUGUUGUUGCUAAGUGACACUUAAAGAGGAGGUUAAGUUAACUCUCCCCCCCAUCCAAACUCCACAGAGGGUUUUCUCCAGAGGUUUUAUUUUAUAUACCCAUAUUAUAUAUUUCCCCUCUCGGGAGUUUGUUUGGAAGACGCACAGGUGUUCGGAUCUUCACAACAAAAGUUUUGGUUUAUUGUUGGUUGAGGUUUACAGUUACUUUUUCUCAAGUUUUUUGUUCUUCCUUGUAAUUUAUUUAUACCUCAUAUUUUGGAUUUUUUUUCUCAUUGCUCACUCACACCCCCUGGAAUAAAAAAAAACAAGAUGUCGGAAACAGACAAGUACCUAGCCCCUUUCCCUCCACCGCCCAAGAAUGUGAAUGGUUCCAGCUCGGACACGUACCUUGGUGAGAAUUUGGGGACUGACGGUGUCCGCCGACGCCGCCACACCAUGGACCGCGACCCCAAACAGGCCGAACAUCGCUUCUUCCGGCGCAGCGUCAUCUGUGACUCGAACGCCACCGCCUUAGACCUCCCCAGCAAGGCCGUCAUCCUCACCUCCCCGCCCGACUGCGAGCCCCCCAGCCUGGGCUGGCUCUCCCUGGCUGUCCCCUCUGUGGUGGUACCCGAGCCGUGCCUGGCGGUGGCCGAGGUGGAAGCAGAUGAGGAAGGAGGGGAUGGGCCUUGUAGUGCGGUAUUAGGGCCCAGUGUUGGUACUAGAGUGGAUGGUACGGUAGUGCAGAUAAAGCCAUGCACGGCAGUAUUGGAUGUUUGCGGCGGAGAGAAAGGAAAGAAGCUGUCGUCGUUAGCCGCCGCAGAGGCUCCUGGAAUGGAGGAGGUGGCGCCCAGUAAAGCGGGGGAGCCCGCGGAGGAGGAGAGCGGUAGUGUUACAGAGGAGAUGCGAGAGGAGAAGGAGAAGGGGGCGGCUAAGGCCCUAUUAGAGGAGCAGAAGAGGGAAGCAGAGAAAAAGGUUCAGGACGACAUAGAGGAAGUAGAGACCAAGGCCAUAGGGACCUCGCUGGAUGGACGCUUCCUGAAGUUUGACAUCGAGAUCGGACGCGGAUCCUUCAAGACGGUCUACAAGGGCCUGGAUACGGAGACUACAGUGGAGGUGGCGUGGUGCGAACUGCAGGAUCGUAAGCUGUCUAAGACGGAGCGUCAGAGGUUCAAGGAGGAGGCUGAGAUGUUGAAGGGUCUGCAGCACCAUAACAUUGUACGCUUCUACGACUCCUGGGAGUCUCCCUCCAAAGGAAAGAACUCCAAGUGCAUCGUGCUGGUCACAGAGCUUAUGACAUCAGGCACCCUCAAAACGUAUCUGAAGAGGUUCAAGGUGAUGAAGAUCAAGGUUCUACGUAGCUGGUGUCGUCAGAUCCUAAAGGGGCUCCACUUCCUCCACACCCGGGCCCCUCCCAUCAUUCACAGGGACCUGAAGUGUGACAACAUCUUCAUCACCGGCCCCACUGGCUCCGUCAAGAUAGGAGACCUGGGAUUGGCUACGCUCAAACGGGCCUCCUUCGCCAAGAGUGUCAUAGGUACCCCAGAGUUCAUGGCCCCUGAGAUGUAUGAGGAGAAGUACGACGAGUCAGUGGAUGUGUAUGCCUUUGGGAUGUGCAUGCUGGAGAUGGCCACCUCAGAGUACCCCUACUCCGAGUGCCAGAAUGCUGCACAGAUCUACCGCCGAGUCACCAGCGGAGUCAAGCCGGCCAGCUUUGACAAGGUAGCCAUACCAGAAGUGAAGGAAAUCAUCGAGGGAUGCAUCCGCCAGAACAAAGAUGAGAGAUAUGUCAUUAAGAUCCUGCUGAGCCAUGCGUUCUUCCAGGAGGAGACUGGUGUGCGCGUGGAGCUAGCCGAGGAGGACGAUGGGGAGAUGAUCGCUAUCAAACUGUGGCUGAGGAUAGAAGACGUCAAGAAGCUGAAGGGAAAGUACAAGGACAACGAAGCCAUCGAGUUCUCCUUCGACCUCAACAAGGACUUCCCCGAAGAUGUGGCACAGGAAAUGGUCGAGUCUGGCUAUGUGUGCGAGGGAGACCACAAGACGAUGGCCAAGGCCAUCAAAGACCGAGUGUCUCUGAUCCAAAAGAAGAGAGAACAGAGGCAGCUGGUCAGAGAGGAGUUGGAGAAGAGGAAUCAGGAGCAGCAGUUUCCCCUACAGGCAGCAGAGGCCCUCAGAUCCCCCCAGCAGAGUCAGUUACACCCCCAGCCCCCUAUAGCCCAGACUGAGAAGGAGGACCCAGAGAUGGACCAGCAGCAGUACCAACAGGCCAACAUCUCCAUGACAUCUGACGGAGCGGUGGACAACGGCCAGGGUUCGUCCGUGUUCUCUGAGUCCCAUCUGGGCCAGCUGACCAUGUCCUAUAGCAACAUCCCUGCCACCCAGAAGCAGGGCCAAACCCAGGCCCCCUCCCCCUCCCCUUCCCCCCAGCUGCAGCAACAACAGCAGCUCAAUGCCUACCAACAGCAGAACAUGCCGCAGUCUGUGACUCACCAGUACAGCAGUGGAGGAGGAGUCUGGGCCUCAGCAGGCCUUCCGGACCCCACGCCGCCUCUCUUUCUCCCCUCCAUUCUGGAGCGCCCCAUCUCCUUCUCACCGCCGCCUGCCUGCCCUCCCUCCAAGGCCUACAACGCCCAACGCCGCAAGAGCACGUCCAUCUUGGAGGCCCAUACGCGCCACUUCCAGCCUGCCUACCCCCGCUACGCCAGCAGCCUGCACCCCUACCACCCGGGGAUGGAGGGGCUGGGCAUGGGUGGAGGAGGAGGAGUGGAUGGGCACCUGGGAAUGGAUCCCUCGUCCCUCUUCAUGGUGCCCGGCUACGGUGCUCCGAGGCUGGGGUCAGUUGGAGAGCCCAUGCACCAGCACCUCCAAGGUCAGUCCCUCCAGGACCCUCUGUACGGGUACAAGGACGUGAGGGCGGAGCAGCAGGAGGAGGUGGUGGAGGCUGUGCGGAGGCUGAGUCUGAACCAGGCAGCGUUGCUGGAUCACUUCGAGGCCAUGGCCUAUGGGGGCUACCCCAUGACUGCUCACCAGAUCAACCAGAUCAGCUUCCACCAGCAGAUGCAGGCUGCGGCAGCCGCCAGCCUGGCCGUGUACGACCCUCCGCAGCCGGCCUACGCCCAGACCUACCACCCCCACAUGCAGAGUCACAUGCGCCUCACCCACAGCCCCAUCCCUCAGCUGACACCCAUGAACACCUUGGGUUCUACCGAUGGGUACCAGCUGCAGCACUCUGCCUCCUUCCCCCAGUCCGCUCCCCCAGUCAUGGAGCCCCCGCAAGGCAGCGUGUUCGAGUUCCACGUCCAAAACAUGGCUACUGCAGCGGCCGCCGCUGGGGCCGACUCUGGCGUGCUGGCCUCUAGACUGUACCGGGCUCGCCGCGGCUCCAUGGACCUCAACCUGGAGGAACAGGGGGGACCAGGAGGACAGUCAGGGGGGUCUGGGACCUACAGCCGCCUGCAGCCAGUCACUGAGGAACUGUACAGCUACAUCAGCCCUGAGAUGCCUCUCCCUCCCGGGAGCCUGCUACUGCACCAGGGCCAGAAGGACUGCAGCCCGGAACCUUCCAGUGACUCCAUGACCUCCUCUGACUGUGGAGAGUUCCACUCUCCUCCGCCCCAGAUCGGGGCGUCCUCGGCCGCCCAGUCCAUCCCACACACCUUCUACGGGGCGGAGGCCGGGGGGAGGGACGCCACUGCAGAGGGCCAGGGAGUGGGCCACCCCCCCAGCCAGCAGACCUUUCUGUUUGUGCCUCCCUCCGAGUCCUCAGGGCGUCAGUCCUCUCACGUCAACAUACUACACACCACCUGGGCCCGACAGACGAACGUCCAACCCGACCUCUCGUAUCACGAGUUUCCUCUGGCCAUGCAGGGAAACCCUGGGCUGCAGGUGCAGCAGAUCCCAACCUCCCAGUCCAACACUGGACACCCUCCUGCCCCCAACUCCCAGCCAGUCCCCAUCGCCCACCAACAGACCCCCCUGCAGGCCUCUCUCCCCCCCACCUCCCAGCCCAUGGUCUCUCAGCCCCAGCAGCAGGCAGGCAGCACCGUGGUACAGAGCCCCUCUCAGACCCAGCUGCCCCCUGGACCACAGCCCACACAGCCUUGCAGUAUGGCUCCACCUCCCUCCUCAGUGGGACUUGUCUCUGUGGCACAGAUGGCCUUCAAUCAGCCCUCGGUCCCGGUUACUGCAGCUGCAGCCCAAGGGGCGGCGUCACCCCCUGGGGGAGCCCUGGUGUCCCCACAGAGCCCUAUAGCAGCUGCAGCCUUACCUCUGCCUCCUGGGGCUCAUCCUCUACCUGGUUCUGUAUCUGCACCCACUCUGGUGACUCAUCCACCGCCGGUGCCACCGGCCUCCCCUAUGCCGCCCCAAAUGAUGCCUACUCAGCCGCUGGUCGUUGUGGUGCCCGUCAUCAGCGUAGCCAGCACCUCCCCAGAGCCGCCGGGAGAUGCCCAGCCCCAGCCCUCCCAGACGGCUCCUCAGCCUUUGUCAUUGGACCAGUCACAGUUACAACCACCACAAGUGCCCUCGUCCAUGGAGAGCGGUCACUCUGACGUGGCGUCCGGCCUGAGCGAUGGAAACGAUGGAGGCAGACAGGAGGGGCGCUCCAUCAAGCGCCACCAGCGGCGCUCUGUACGGAGUCGCUCUCGUACCGACAAGAUUGGCAAAGCAAAGUUGAAUGUACUAAAUAUAUCCAACAUGGGCGACAGGGUAGCUGAGUGCCAGUUGGAAACGCACAACAGAAAGAUGGUGACUUUUAAGUUUGAUCUGGACGGAGAUAACCCAGAGGAAAUAGCACAGAUUAUGGUCACCAGUCUGUUUAUACUGGAGAGCGAGAGGGAGUCGUUCAUCGAGCAGGUCCGUGAGGUCAUCGAGAUGGCUGACGAGAAGGGUCUGGAGAAAGAUGGAAACACCCAGAUUGUUUCCCAGAUAGUUAGUGACCUCCAGCAGCAACAGAUCCCUGCUAUAUCUGAACCGUUGCCAGGUAUCCCUUCCUGUGCAGCCCAGGUGGUCCACUCUGCAGGCAGGAGGUUUAUAGUCAGUCCCGUGCCUGAGUCCAGACUCAAGGACCAGUUCUUUGCUGACUCAGCGGCUGCAGGCUCUGCCCUGCUGAGACAAGAUUCACAGUCCUUUCACGCUGCAGGUCAGGGUCUGUCCCAGUCGGCCUCAGCGGUCAGCCUGCAGCAGGCCUUCUCAGAGAUGAGACAGAACCAGGGCCAGUACGACCCAGGGCCCAGCACCGCUCCUCCCUCCGUCCACAUAGCCUCCCUGCCUGUCCUGGUCCCUGCUGCAGCCACCACCACCACCAUCCCAGUCCUCUCCACUGCUCCUAUAGCCUCUGCUCCUCAGGUUCCAUCUGAGGCCUCUGUGACCUCCCCUCCCCCCCCAGUCUCCAUCUCCCCUCCAGCCUCCACCUCCACCUCUCCACCUGCGCCCAUCCACCAGGCAACCGCCCCCAUCCCCACCCAGCUCCAGUCUGUUGAUACCCAGCCUCUCCUUUCCCAGGCCCCUCUCACCCUGCCGGUGACCCAACCCGUGGUCUCCUCCGUACCUAGUGUUACAGCCCCAAUCCCUGCCCCAGCCACCUCUGUGUCCCCCCCAGUCCCUGCUGUCCUCCCCACCCUCCCCAACACAACUACCCUGUCCACCUCAGCCUCCUUCCCCCAGACCUCUGGCUCCGUCCCUGGUGGUCCCACCACCUCCAUACCCACUACAGUCCUUUGUCAUUCUGCCACGGCCCCCCUGGUCAGCAGCUGUAGCAGUGGUAGUGGAGGAAGCUCAGAGCAGCUCCCUGUCCCUUCCACCACUACCAUAGUCCCCACCACGGCUAUCCAAGGUCCCCUGCUAGCCCCCUCCAUUGCUAACCCCAGUGCAGAGCUCCCUUCUUCCUCCUCGCCUGUAGCCUCUCUAGCCCCAGGGGCCACGGUCCCUACCUUACAGCCCAUCACCACCACCAUCCCCGUGGUCCAGCCCACCCUGGUGCACACCCAGCCCCAGCCUGCUACAAUGCCCAACCAGACCCACGCCCAGUGUGGGGAGUGUGAGGUGGCCCUGGGCAUCGAUGACAUCCACGCCCUGGAUAAGAAGCUUCGCUCCCUCUUCAUGGACCUGGGUGGCGGUGGAACCACCCAGGCCGAUGGCUCUGUCGACCCAGCCGGAGGCACUGGUGUCCCGGGAACCUCUUCCCCAACCGGCCACUCAUCCACCCCCAACUCCACAGGCCCCCUGCCCCCCUCCAGCCUCCCCCUGGCCUCCUCAGGACCAGGGCAUGUCUCUGGGACCCCCCUCACCACCCCGGGACAGGCUGGGACCCCUUCCACCUACACCCAGACUACCCCGGCCAAAGCACCUCUGUCUAGGUUACCGGUGUUGCCUGUGGGCUCAGAUCAGGCUCAGGCUGGCCCCCCUCCUCCCUCAGACCACAUGGCACCCUUCCCAGGACCCUGUCUAACUCAGUCCCAGCAGCCUCUGGAAGACCUGGAUGCCCAGCUGAGGAGGGCCCUGAGUCCAGAGACGGUCAGCUGUGUCACCACACAGUCCUCCCUCACUGGGAUGCCUGCAGGUGGCCAGCCAGUGCCUUUCUCUCUGGAAGGGGAACCAAUCAUGUCGCCUAUUGCUGGAGGAUUCCAAAUGGGACGAUUCCAGGUCUCUGUGGCUGCAGACCAGGGUCCCCACAAAAUCGAGGGAGGGAGCCCCACAAAAUCCUCCUCCACCUCCUCUUCCUCCUCCUCUUUCUCCAGCCCGGAGAACACACUGCACAAUGUCUCCUCCCCUCUCCACGGAGGUAAGACUGGUGGGGGAGAUGUUGUGGACGGCCUGCCCUCCCUCCCCCACCGGACCGCCUCCCCUCAGCCCACCACCAUUGGCCGCUUCCAGGUCACCACCAACGCACCGGAUGCCAGGGUGGGCCGCUUCUCUGUGAGCCGAGCCCAGGAUGAGGCAGCCGAGGCUGGGUUGGAGCAAACACCCGCUUCCCAGGCUAACGGGCCUAGUAUUGAUCCUGGCUCGGCCACCAUGCUCCUCAGCCCAGAGGACAAACAGAGCUCCCUGCCCAGCCUCAACAACUCCUACAUGAGCUCUGAUAACGACUCUGAGUUUGAGGACGAGGACUUGAAGAGGGAGGUCAACCGGUUACGGGAAAAGCACAUGAAGGAGAUCCAGGCCCUGCACACCAAGCAGAAGGAUGAGAUUGACUCCCUGUUCGCCAGGCUGGGCAAGGUGCCUCCAGCCGUGGUGCUCCCUCCAGCUGUAGCCCUGGCCGGUCGCAGGAGACGACCCACCAAAAGCAAGAGCAGCAAGUCCAGCCGCUGCAGCUCCUCCCAGGGCAGCAAGAGCCCCCUGCAACCAGGCAGCACUUUAUCUGCACAGAGCGCCCCCUCAGUUUACCCACCCUACCAGGCUCUCCUCCUGGCCCCUGGGGGCCUCCCCGACCCCAACCUCCACCCUGCCUCGGGGAGCCGACCCCGGCCCCUCAAGCAUCUCGGCCCCUCCAGUGAAAACCUGUGCUCUGCCUACACCAGCGAAGCUACGCUGUCCGUGCCCAGUCUCUGUGCCCCCACCCAAGGGACCAGCAGCACCAACACAGUGAGUGGUCCAGGAGGCCAGGGUCCAGGAGACCAGGGUUCAGGGGUCAGAACCAGGGCCAGCCUUCUCCCAACCCCUCAACAGGGCCGGAAGGGCACGUUCACAGACGACCUGCACAAGCUGGUUGACAACUGGGCCCGCGACGCCAUCAGUCUGUCCCAGGGCAAGAGUCGCUCCAAACAGCAACCCUCACAGGGACACAGCUACCAGGCGACCCCGUCCACCAACAAGGGCCGUAAGUUCUCCGCCCCGAGUCAGCUGUGCCCCAGCAACGCCUCUUCCACCCCCGCUACCUCUCUGGGAGGCCGCAAGGGCUCCUUGUGUCCCCCUCCCCAGUACAGCGGGGUUGGGGCAUGCUACCCCUCCUCCACUGCACCUUACAGCAGCGCCCAGUGGGUGGGAUCCACGGGGUCCACAGGGCCGGGACAGGGUCAGGCCGGUAUGUUAGCCUCCUCUCAGCCCCUGGUUGCCUCCUCCUCGCAGUACCCCUCCUCUGCCACUGGGGGGCAGGGCUCCCUGCAGGGCUUCCAUCACAUCAGCACUUUGCAGAAAUCCGUCAGCAACCCUGGAGGCCCCAACCUGAGGACCACGUAGUGGCCAUGAGAGGAUGUUAGCCAUGCCGGGCUGGGAGACUGACAGACUGAGGGAGAGAGACAUGAGGAAUGAAGGGUGUCUGUGUUACAAGGGGGAGAGGGGCUUGUGUGUUACAAGCGACAUCAUGGUUGGUGGGACUGUAUUGAAUGUGAAUGAGCUGGCUGUGAAGAAGAGGAGGAGCAGGAGAGAGAAGAGUCAGCUGCUGUGUGAAAUGGUGCACCACUCUGCCCUCUUCUGUUCCCCUGAAGGAUAACAGGAGAGGGACACACUUUCCCUCUCCCCCCCACCCCGAGGUCAACUGUGGGCCUUGGGGGUCGAAGAAAGACGCAAAACGCGACAAGGAAUACCAAUGGACACGAGUGCAAUGUUAUGUGGCCAAAGAGGGUUAAUGUGACAAUUACUAUUGUAAAAUGUGUGUGUGUGUAUGUGGUGAUGGGCUUUGUUCCUUCACUGGAUUUUACAUGUACUCUACAUGUAAAAGAGACCAGAGCCUUGUACUGAUCUCAGAGAGGAGGGAUGGAGGAUAGUAACAGACCAAGGGGGUGGUGGUGUACUUAUCGUUGGGGAGCUGCAGUACAUAGCUAACCCCCUUUCUCCUCUCACCUAUCUGAGCCCACCCCUGCCUGUUCAGCUCCUCCUGCUGGUAACUGACCUCCAGAACAGAGCUUUAAGUGACUACAGUACUAUACAGCUCCUCCUGUUGGUAACUGACCUCCAGAACAGAGCUUUAAGUGACUGUACAGUACUAUACAGCUCCUCCUGCUGGUAACUGACCUCCAGAACAGAGCUUUAAGUGACUGUACAGUACUAUACAGCUCAUCCUGCUGGUAACUGACCUCCAGAACAGAGCUUUAAGUGACUACAGUACUAUACAGCUCCUCCUGCUGGUAACUGACCUCCAGAACAGAGCUUUAAGUGACUACUGUACUAUACAGCUCCUCCUGUUGGUAACUGACCUCCAGAACAGAGCUUUACGUGACUGUAGAGUACUAUACAGCUCCUCCUGCUGGUAACUGACCUCCAGAACAGAGCUUUAAGUGACUGUACAGUACUAUACAGCUCAUCCUGCUGGUAACUGACCUCCAGAACAGAGCUUUAAGUGACUGUACAGUACUAUACAGCUCCUCCUGCUGGUAACUGACCUCCAGAACAGAGCUUUAAGUGACUGUACAGUACUAUACAGCUCAUCCUGCUGGUAACUGACCUCCAGAACAGAGCUUUAAGUGACUGUACAGUAGAACUAUACAGCUCAUCCUGCUGGUAACUGACCUCCAGAACAGAGCUUUAAGUGACUGUACAGUACUAUACAGCUCAUCCUGCUGGUAACUGACCUCCAGAACAGAGCUUUAAGUGACUACAGUACUAUACAGCUCCUCCUGCUGGUAACUGACCUCCAGAACAGAGCUUUAAGUGACUGUACAGUACUAUACAGCUCCUCCUGUUGGUAACUGACCUCCAGAACAGAGCUUUAAGUGACUACAGUACUAUACAGCUCCUCCUGCUGGUAACUGACCUCCAGAACAGAGCUUUAAGUGACUGUACAGUACUAUACAGCUCCAGUAGCAUGUUGAGGAGAUGUGAGGAAGGUUAUGGGGUCAAGGAAUGAGCUUGUGAGGCUGAGGUGUGGGACUGGUGCCAUGUAUGUAGCUGGUCAGGCAGUGUUGACAUCCGGAACCACAUGUACUGCUAUUCCUAUAUAUCAUUUAGGAUGUUCAUUGGUGUGUGUAAGUGGAGAGUCAGUAGAAAAGGCCUGGGGGUUCAUACCCUACUCUACCCCUCCUGUUGCCAUGGGAUGCAAUAAGAACACAGUAAUAGAAACCUCCUCCUAAAUAUAAUAAUAACACAUAAAGUGACCUUCAUUAGGAAAACAAAACAA